AUGGAAGAAUCGACAUCAGACAUUCCCGCGACCUCGGCAUCUUCUGCUCAAGAAAACGCUGUUGUUGAUCUAAGACGGAGUGGUCGUGAGAGAAGUACCACACAACGCGAUGAGCUCAAAGCACAGCCCAAGAGCUCUCUUAAAAGAAAAAGAGCAAGCGCUAUCGACAGCGACAACAAGAAUCUACAGCAUGCACCGAAGACACAUGCGCGAAAUGCAGCCACGACAAGCAAGUCCAAAGCAUCAAGCAAAUGUGUGGCAAGCAACAAACCCACUCAGUCUGCCAAUGCGAGCGCCAAGCCAACAUCCAAAUCGCGUCUCGAAUCCUCAUCCAAGAAUGUAGGAAAUGUCGUCGAUCUCACUGGUGAUGAUGAUGCUGCGACAUCGUCGAAGAAGCAAAAGAAGCCCCGAGCUGGCAAAGGCGAGGAAAAACGCCUCAAGAGAGAGCGCUCGCACGCGCCACAGAAGUACACAACUGUCGCCCAUCGCGCUACAACUCAACGUAUGGUAGUGAUUGAUCGGCGACGUAUAGACAACGACGACUGUCCACACCAAACUCCACAUUGUCCUAUGGAAGAGGUUGAUCUCGCCGGCAGCACGGGCAACAUCUAUACAGUCAAGAUCACACAUGUGCCCGAGUGUACCUGUCCAGACUUCCGUGUCAACAACAACCCGCAGUGCAAGCACAUAAUUUACGUCUUGUUGAAGGUUCUGAAAGUGUCAGAGCCAUUGAACUUCCAAGCAGCAUUCUUGACCUCGGAGCUGCAAGAAAUCUUUGACCACGCUGGACCUCUACCUGCGGAGACAGUACACAUCGAAGAUAAAGACGGAAAGCGUAAGCCGAUCGAAGGAGACUGUCCGAUUUGUUGCGAGGAGCUCUCUCAGGAGAAAGAAACCAUCGUGUGGUGUCAAGCAGCCUGCGGCAAUAACCUCCACAAAACUUGCUUCGAUCAAUGGGCUGCAACAAAAGGUCACGGCCAAGUGACUUGCCCUUACUGCCGGACUCAGUGGCAAAGCGACAUUGACGGCAGCGCUCUCAAGGGUUUGGCCAAAACUGGCCCCAAGAACCGGGACGGAUAUGUCAACGUGGCGGAACAAGUCGGCAUGUCUAGCAGACGAGACUAUUCUACCUAUCAUGACUACUGGGUUCGUGCGCAGCGACGAAACGGACUACUUGACAACGAAGAUUAUGAUUAUGAUUAUGAGGACGACCAUUAUUGA
This is a messenger RNA of Aureobasidium melanogenum CBS 110374, 1221 nucleotides long. RefSeq lists its product as uncharacterized. Gene Ontology annotation, molecular function: zinc ion binding; ubiquitin protein ligase activity. NCBI's taxonomy places the organism in Eukaryota, Fungi, Ascomycota, Dothideomycetes, Dothideales, Saccotheciaceae. The transcript is spliced from 3 exons. The coding region runs from base 1 to 1221 and encodes 406 amino acids. The record is from RefSeq and is a predicted model, not a curated record.